Messenger RNA from Acomys russatus (golden spiny mouse), 1200 nucleotides. RefSeq names its product small cysteine and glycine repeat-containing protein 7-like. NCBI's taxonomy places the organism in Eukaryota, Metazoa, Chordata, Mammalia, Rodentia, Muridae. The record is from RefSeq and is a predicted model, not a curated record. The coding region runs from base 306 to 734 and encodes 142 amino acids. The transcript has a single exon.
UAGAGUAAAGCAAACGAGCACGCACAGAUAGGGAGCUGUCAAAUUCAUGCUGGGAUCUAAAUAUAGAUUGAAGUGGUGAGUAAAAGUUGGAGCUAACUAUAAGGUUAGGAUGUCAACAAGGAAGGAUGCCGGAGGCCUCAUGAGGUCUUUCAUGGGAAUUUAGAUAAACAAGCACUAGCCAAAUAGUCAGGCUGUGUCCCAAGAAGUUGGUAUAUAAGGAGCCCUGUGGCAGGAGGAGCAUCACAUCUUCCUCUCCUCUCCUGAGUCUGUCUCCUCACUGCACCUGAGUCCUCUCUACUGACAUCAUGGGUUGCUCUGGCUGUGGAGGUUGCGGUGGCUGUGGUGGCUGUGGUGGCUGUGGUGGCUGUAGCAGCUGCACCACCUGUAGGUGCUACCGGGUCGGCUGCUGUGGCUGCUGUGGCUGCUGUGGUGGCUGUGGUGGCUGUGGCUGUGGUGGCUGUGGCUGCGGUGGCUGUGGCUGUGGUGGCUGUGGCUGUGGUGGCUGUGGCUGCGGUGGCUGUGGCUGUGGUGGCUGUGGCUGUGGUGGCUGUGGCUGCGGUGGCUGCUGUGGCUGCUGUGGCUGCUGCAAACCUGUGGUUGUCUGCUGCUGCCACCGCACCUGCUGCCGUUCCUGUGGCUGUGGCUCCUGUGGCUGUGGCUGUGGGAAGGGCUGUUGUCAGCAAAAGUGCUGCUGCCAGCAGAAGUGUGGCUGCAAGAAGCAGUGCUGCUGCUAGGCAGAAGGGCAUUCAGGAGCUGUAUGAGUCCUUUGUUCCACUGGUUCCUGUCACAAAAGGUCUCUUACUCCCCUGUCUCUAGCUAUCACGUCAACUCUCACACCUUCUUCUUUGAUCUUUAAGGCAGUCACAUGGACAACGCUCACAGUGUCCUCUAAGGGAACUUCUUGAUUGUUCUCUGGUUGCUACAAGUCUUGGCAAAUAUUGCUGAUUUGGGAUGCCCCUGGGGGCAUCGUGCCUGGCCUCUCUGCCACUGAGAUCCGGGUAAGUCCUUCAGGCUGCUCCUACCUGUCACUCCUGAUCAGUGCCCUGCUUAUAAGAUUGUUCUGGCUUUUGUGCAAUCUUCUCUCUUCUCUGUCUCCCUGGGGAAUUGAAGCCUUUCCAGUUAAAAACUGUCUAGACUGUGAUCAUAUGGUGAGGAGGAGGUCCCUCCUGUCACAGGUCUAGGGAAGGGGAAUAGGGUGAA